GCUCGAGCUUCUGAAGACGUGAUUGGUCAAUAGCUAUGGGGCGCGCGUUCUUUUGUCACCGGGGUUGUGCUUUCUCGAGUGGGCGGACCAUAGCGGUGACAGCGACGCUCGGAGUCUCCCGACAAAGUGUCAAAAAGCAAACAACUAAAGCCAUGGCGGAGUUAGACUUGAGUCUGAGUGACGCUCUGACAGACAGCGCUCCACAGCAGGGUCCUGAAAGCUUGGUGGAAAGGGACUUUGUGGCUCAGUUGGAGGCAGAGACCUAUGAUGAUCAGAUCGGGGAGAAGGUUGGCAAGACAGACUACAUCCCCCUGCUGGACAAUGACGAUGCAGAUACUGCUUUGGGAAAUGGACAACAGCAAGCUGAGGGCGUGCAAAAGCCUGCGUGCAAAGCGACCACAGGGGGGCAGUCAUCAAUGUUGCACCCAGAGAGCACAAGAGAGAAGAACACACACAAAGUCAACCAGCAGCAGGUCUUGGCAGAGGACUUCUUGUCAGGUUUCUGCCAGCCUGCAGGAUUAGGAGCCAACAUGGAAGUGGGGACAACUCUUCUCCCAGCAGCCAAGCCUCCAAGUAUCGCUGAUCCUCUGCAACCAUCGUCAGGGUCAGACGCCCCAAAAAUGUCCAACAGCCCCAUGCUGCCUGAACCCCAAGCCCCUCGCAGCCCUUUGGACCUGUCAGCAGGUGCUUUAGGUGACUGCUGGCCAGACCCGACUGGCUGCCUUUCGCCCGAACUUCCUUUCACCCCCAGCGUGACCUCUGUGAUAAAUCGCCACGCCAACAGUCUCGCCAUGACCCCCGACACUCCCCCGGAGACCUGGCCCGGCAGGGAAAGCGCCGCCUACGCCGCGGCCGACGAACGGGACGGAGAGGAGUCGGACAGAAAACAGAAGAAGAAGAAGAAAAGGCGACAAAAAGACGAGGGCUCUCACGAACACUUUGAGGUGCAGUCCCAGGGAGAAAACGCCGCCUCGGCGCAACUGCCCCCUCAGCAGAAAAGUGGAGAUGGUGUGUGGGAAGAGCAGAUUUGGAAGAGUGGAGGGCGGGGUAAGAAGGGGAAAAGCAGGAAGAAGAUUCCAGAAGAGUGGGAAGUGAAUCCUGAACAAAUGGAUACUAGAAUCACACAGGACGUGAUGAAGGAUCUUGGAGGUUCAGCUCUGAUUGACAUUUCAUUUCCUGACCCCAUGCAGACCUCCUGGAAGAAGGAGAUCUUCACAGAGGAAGGUUUGAUUCCCGCUCCUUUAUCUCACGAUCUGUUGUCUCCUGAGAGUGUUUCCAUCAGUCCACUUGUGCUGAACAGCGAGCUGAAAGCCACGGCAGCUCCGUUCACCAUGCCCUCCUCCACCUGUCCUGGACCUGCAGGCUCCUUAGCCGGGCCUCAAAGUCCAGAUGAAUCCUUCAAUCUGCUGAUCGAUGUUAAAGAUGUGGACAUGGUUGACAGCGGGAUGUUUGACAGCAGCAGUUUUUUUCAGGAGCCUCGUAUACCAGCCACGGAUACGUCUGCUUUUAGUCCUUCUCCGCAGCCGAGCGCCAGCCUUUCCGUAGAAGGUGCGGUGUUGGCGUCGGCCCCGCCCCUGUCCCCGUCAGACGCUUCAUGGCUGCUGAACAACUCGCAAGUGAGCAGCAAUAACGAGCUGUUCGAUUUCAGCGACACGAGCGCUCAACGUCCAAGCCUGGCCUUCGACACCCCAAGCCCCGCCCCCCUGCGCUCCCCUAAAACCACAGCACAACAAUCCAAAAGCAAGGAUCACAAACAUGACCUAAAACAAUCCAAGAAGUCACGUUCUUCUCCUCUUCAAAGUCCGACAUCAGCAGACGCGAACCAGUUCCCGCCAGCAGAGUGUGCAGGUAUCAGCCCAGCUUCUUCCCCAUCGGCCAGCCCUCUCGGACCUCCUGGAUCUGCUCUUAAUCCUGCAGCCAAGCCUUUCUUCCCCAGUUUUGCUGAUUCUUUGGAACAACCAACUGUGGUCGCCCCCGCCAUCCAAGACAUCAAGGUCAAGUCAGACAAAAAGGAGGAAAAGCCGGAUGUGGAUGAAACUGAGCAGAAGAGCGUGAAGGUUGAAUGUGCAGUCAGUGAAGCAGCAACUAAGACGGAGAUUGACAAAGAAAAACAAAACAAAUUGUGGAAUGAACCUGAAAAUCUGCAUGAGAAGGAGAAGACGGAGGCAGAGAAGUUUUUAAAUGAAGCAAAAGGUGAGGAAGAGAAGGGAAAAGAAUCAGAAAAGAUUCCUAAUGAAAAAGUGAUAGUUAAAGAGGAACAAGAGAAGGUUGAAGAAAAGACAAAUCAGUCUGAGAAGGAAAAAAUAUUGCAGCAGAAAAUGGAAGAUAAAAGUCAGAAAGUGGAAGAAAGUGCAACCAACAAGAAGACAACCACAACUUUUGAUGAGGUGGAAAAAGUGGAAACGUUGAUGACAAAGAAAGAUGAGAGCGUUGAAAAGAAAAUGUCAGAAAAGGAUGAAAAAACUAAAAAAGUGAGCAAAGAACAACAUGUUGGAGACAAGGUGGAAACACCAGAGCAGCUGGUGACGUCUGUUAAGAUCCACGCUGCUCCUGAAAAGACAGAGAAGAUGUCUGACGUGAUGACGGACAUGUUGGAAGCUUCUAAACCUUCAGUUGUUGUGGAGAAAGUGAGGAUAGAAGAAGAAGAAGUAAAGAUAGUUAGUGGGAAAACAGCAGAGGUGAAUCAGAUCAUCCAGAAAGAAGAGCCGAAAGACAAAAUUAAGAUUGUGGAGAAGGAGGACAAGAAAGAGGACAAGAAGGACGAGAAAGAGGACAAGAAAGACGAGAAAGAGGACAAGAAAGAUGUCAAAAAGGACGAGGAGGAGGUCAAGAAAGACGUCAAAAAGGACGAGGAGGACAAGAAAGACGAGAAGAAGGAUGAGAAGAAAGACAUCAAGAAGGAUGAGAAGAAAGACGAGAAGAAGGAAAAAGCAGUGAAGACAGAAGGAGUCGACAAAGCCAAGAAAACAAAAACUUUCACUAACGGGAGCAGUGGAACAAGCAAAGAAUCAACAAGUGCCGACAAAAAGACCAAGCCUGCUGGAGUUACGGCUGCAACCAAACCGAGUGCCGCCGCCGCCAAAACACGGCAGGUCUCUGCCGCUGCUGGUAGCAGUUCUGCAGCAACAACCACAAAGCGCCCCACACCCCCAUCAACCACUGCCAUCUCAGACAAAAAAAACACAACCACAAAGGCCCCAUCGACGGCUGCUGCUGGCCCAAGGCGGCCUUCCUCCAACACUACAAGCCGCCCCUCAUCGUCAGCCACCACUACUACUACAACACGUGACGUCAAACCCAAGACUCUCGCGGAGAAGCGCCCCCCCGUGUCAAAGGCUGGUACUGCUGCCUCAAGUCAAGCAGGCUCGUCUGCCGCCAUCAAAAAUGGAACAACGAGCACAACAUUGACCACAAGAACAACAACAUCAACGCGUACGACAACAUCAGCUCGCACUACCGCCCCCAAAAAGCCGCCGGCCUCGAAGACAGACAGCCAAUCAGGUGUGGAGAAGAAGCCCAGCACUCUAAAAACCUCCACAGCUGAUUCCACCAAACCUAAGACCACCACAACAACAACAACUCGGACUUCCAGUUCCACUGCGACCGCUGCCUCGCGCGCACGAGCCGCAGCCACCAAAGCGAGCUUACCUUCCACCACUGCAGUACCGGAGAAGAAGCCAGCAGUACCUCGUGUUCCAAGGACCACAUCUUCAGCAGCAGCAGCAGCUACCAGCACCAGCAGCUCCUCCAGGACUACAGCUCGUCUUGGAACUUCAUCAGCGCCUGACAUCAAGAACGUUCGCUCUAAGAUCGGCUCUACGGACAACAUGAAGCACCAACCAGGCGGUGGAAAGGUGUCAGCAGCCUCUAAGAGCAGAGGUCUGGCCUCCAAAGAAACAAGCCAGGUCAAAGUUCAGAUAGUCUCCAAAAAACUGGACUUCAGUCAUGUGGGCGCACGCUUGGGCUCCAAGGACAAUAUGAAGCAUGUUCCUGGUGGAGGGAAUGUGCAGAUCCUCAGCAAGAAGGUGGAUUUAAGCAAGGUGACGUCAAAGUGCGGCUCUAAGGACAACAUCAAACACAAGCCUGGUGGCGGUAUUGUGAAGAUCGAGUCACACAAAGUGAACUUUAGAGAAAAAGCUCAGUCCAAAGUGGGCUCCAUGGACAACGUGAGCCAUUCCCCCGGUGAAGGAAACGUCUGGGCUGAGGGGGCCCAGGAGACAGGAGAGGGUGUUGGGACCCCAUCCCUAGCACCUGGCCCAGAGUCUGGGCAGGUGGGGAGCCUUCCUGCACAUGAGAAUGGGCUGAAGGAGGGGGCUCUGUGUGAUAAUGAGGGCCUCCAGGAGCCCAAGGCUCUGGUUGCUCACAUCCCAGAGACAAGCAUCUAAUACUGCUAUCCCUCUGCCCCCCCUUGCCCCCCAUCUCUCCUCCACCAUGUUGUCUACUCCCUUCCCUCGUCAUCCCGACUCUCCUCCCCCUUAUUCUCUUUCCAACAUUUCUGCCGCAGAUUGAGUCGUUCAAGCUAAACUUCCGCGAGAAGGCUCGCUCACGCACGGACCACGGCGCCGACAUCAUCACCUGGCCCGCCUCCCAUGACGACAACAGACCCCACCCUCGUGGUCCCUCCCACAGCAGUGUGCCCCUUAGUGAGAAGUUGGCUCCCCCUCUGUCCCUUCCUCGCAUCCAGGGGGGACAACCGCAGCCCCUUAAAGGAGUCUUAGCCCGCCUUUCAAGCUCCUAACCCCUUUGCGCCUACCCAGCAUGCACCAUUCUUCUGUACUUACGGUAUCUGCACGGACUGCUAUGAUGGGAAACCAGGAGGGCAAAUAAUUGCUGACAUGCUCUCCAAAGACAGAUUUGUUGCUUUUCCUUUCCAACUCGUACAGUUCGCAGAGCUAAACAUUAUUUUAUUAUUUGUUCCCAGUAAUGUAUCUGCCUACUAUAAUAAUUCAUCACAUCUUUACUCUAGCCUAGAAAUAUAAACAAGCUAGCAUACGGAGAAAAUACAUUUUAGACUGUUAAACUUUGUGAUAGUGUUUUAAGUGACAAACAUAAAUAAAUGAUAAAUGAUAAAUGGGUUAUACUUGUAUAGCGCUUUUCUACCUUCAAGGUACUCAAAGCGCUUUGACAGUAUUUCCUCAUUCACCCAUUCACACACACAUUCACACACUGAUGGCGGGAGCUGCCAUGCAAGGCGCUAACCAGCAGCCAUCAGGAGCAAGGGUGAAGUGUCUUGCUCAAGGACACAACGGACGUGACUGGGAUGGUAGAAGGUGGGGAUUGAACCCCAGUAACCAGCAACCCUCCGAUUGCUGGCACGGCCACUCUACCAACUUCGCCACGCCGUCCCAUAAACAAGCUUUUUACUUGUUGAUUACCUCUUAGCUUUUUCAUUCUAAGACCUUAUUUAUUUCUUAUCAUUUGAAGUUUUAGUAGAGUAGAAAGGGGAUUCAUAUGGCCUCAUUCGUCGCAGUUUACCUGACACAUGAAACGUGACAAAUUGGGAGGCCGCGCUAUCCACUUUCGCCGUCAGACGGGAGUAGUGUUGGAUAUUUUAAAAUGUGUUUUGUGGCAAUCCCAACUUUGACCACAGCGUCAGUUGCUAUGUAGAGUGGCACUUUCCAUCAUUUUCAGCAAAAUGAUUAACCUCCCACCUUCCUGUCUCCUGAGAUCCACCCAGGAAUGGGGCCAUAUCAAUCUCUUCCCUACCGUAUAUCAGCAACAUCGACUCGGGAAAAAUCCUGUUUCAGCAUUUUGUAAACUAACAACGGACUCACUGUUGGCCAGGGGUGUCCUAACUUUUGGACUGGAUUUGAUACAUUUUGUGCAUUAAACAUGUAAAACGCCAAUACGUGCUAAGCUAACUGAACAAAACAUCCGAGCUUUGGGUUAAAGCAAAUACAACGGAACAGGUUUAUUUCAAAAAGCCGUCUGUGGACCAAUUCAAGCCCAAAAAAGUGCCCGCUUAAGUUGACGUCGACAUACAUAAAGCCUUGGAAAAAAUGGUUAGUUUAAAUCGACGUUUUGUAGACCGCAAUAAGGAACAACUCACAAUCAGAUUCAGAAUCGGUUCAACACGAUUCUCUAUUCAAUACGAUUCUCACAAUAUUUUCUUUGGUAUGUAAAAUAUAAUAAAACCUUUUCAAAGCAGGUCACAAAAGCUCCUAUUUGCUGAUGACACAUGAUAAUUAGGUGAGCGCGAAAAUGACAUUUUGAAUCGAUUUUUUUCCAGCACCCCGAGACAGCAACGUUACUGUUGUCCUAAAACCAGCGCCCAGAGCCUUCCUGUUUAGUGCCAGGCAGUAUUCACACAAAGAAAAAUAGGCUCAGCACGUGCAAGUAUACGAGUGCGACCUUUAGACACAAGAGAUGACCUUGAGAUGGUGUUAAGAGGAAAGUGAGCAAAGAAAUUAUGCUAGGUGAGUUUUUAUUGAAAGCAUGUUUCUUGAGUAAGUUUAAAAUAACACAGAUAGAUGAGCUAAAUGGUUGCAGUGACGUUCCUGAAGUUAUCGGUGUAGUUCCUUACUUUCAACACGGCACACAUCACAAUCAUAAUGGCUGACCUGUGCAAUUUUAAGUGUUUAUCAUAGUUUUUCUGCAUACUAUUUUUUUAGUAUGUUAAAGUCCUCAACAAGCUGAUUUAGUUGUCAGAAUAAAAAUAAUAACUGGAAAAAAUUCCCACAUCAAUUUUGAAUGGGCCUGCUAUUUAUUGCUAACCUCUGAUUGACUUUUGAGACCGACUUCUUUAAAACUAUUUUACCCUGCCAUGCUUAUUAGUAAACAGAAAUGCCAACAUAAUGUGGGGGGUUCUUUGUGCGGUUCGGAGUAAUCAGAUGCUGCAGGCCCAUAAAAAUAGUAGCAAAGAAUUAUAACGCAAUGGAACAAUUGUCACCUGUACCACUUUUACAAUUUGAUUGAUUUAGCACAUUUUGACAAACACUGAAUUGCGUGUUUAACUCAUCUAAAUGAAGAAUAUUUCUAAAAUUGGGACAUCCCUGCCUUACGUGACAAUUUUGCAAACAAGGAAGUAGUGAUAAUAACAUGGUGUUUCAUCUAAAAACAACAAUGCUCGCUAAUUAGUGACUGCAGGAUGUGAGCAAAGGGGAAGUAGUUUUUGGUCAUUAAUAGUUGAAGUUUAAAAUUUAAACAGAACAUCUCAUAUUAGAGGAUUUAGUAGAUUUGGAUCGUUCUUUUGUAAAACUCAUGUUGUUUGUUUAAUGGCUGUCUUUGUUCCCUAACUGCAGUUUUGAAGCUUAGCGUUCCUAACAAAGCUCGUCUGUCAUGUUCUAUCUACUUGGAGGCAGCAAAGGGUUUAUAACGGAAGAGUAAUAAGUGUCCAGCAUAUUUAUUUUGUCGAUUCAACCUUGCUUGUACGGUGGACCUUCUAAAGUCAAGUGUUUGUUUCAACCUUCGCUUUCAUCAAAUGACCAGUCAGUUUUCCCUGUAAGAAAUGCAAGAAACCGAAUAAAUGAAAUUGUCACCAUCCUAAAACCUUAAGCAUAAUAUUUUAACUAACCCCGCCCGUAACAAAUAACGAACAGAAAAAUAACAUCAUCACAACUCUGACUUGACGUCUCAGCGUUUUAACUUUUGCCCACCAAAUAUUUAGAAUCAUUUGCCAUAUUUUUAAUCAAGAAGAACCCAAACUCAUUCGUACUUCACGUCAAAAUAAUGGCAAAAUUAUCACGCACCAAUCAAACUGUAUUUCUAAAUGAUUACUCAUUCAUGUUAAAUAUGUGUGACCUUGUUUAUAUGAAACGGGGACAACUCUCCAAAAUAAAUCAAAUAGCACAACCAAGUGUUGCCAGAUGGGAGAUGACAAAUUAUCUCAGCAAAAGCUUUAAACAUCACAUUUUGAGGAAAAACCCUCUAAAGUACAUACUCAUUUUGAUUAAUUCGACAUUGCAGGUGAAUUUAUCAGACCGAUGUGAUAAGUAUCGGAGAGAUACAAUUAUUAUUGUACGUCUGGCAACGCAGUUCACCAGUACUAUCCUGGUAAAAAAAAAAAGUGUGCCUUUUUUUUAUUUGUGUAAAAUGAUUUUUAAACUACUCAAACAUGAAUUUUAUUUGCUGAAUGUUUUGGAUUUAUAUCAAUAAAGCUUUCGUCAGAUAUUUUUAUUGGCCGGGGUUUUAACCCGCGCCCCCUCCUAUAAAAGACAUGUUUUAUUACACUAGCAGAGUUGGUGAAUUUUGCUCAUUUAUUUUGAUUGGUAACAAAGCAGGAGAGGGAAUAAUUACUCCAAAUGUCUUAUAAAGCAUCUUGUCUUUCAUUAAUUCCAUUGACAUUUUACUAUUACUAUUUUUCAUUCUCAUUGAAAUACAAGACAAAGUGUGUCUCUUUAAAUUCAUUGUGUACUUAUGUUUCUAAAUACAAGGCAAUAUCAUUUUUAAAGGGAUAAUGUCACAUUGUUAAUGAAUAUAUUCCUCAUUUUAAUAACAUUAAAUAUAUGUUUGUGAUUGUACUUUGAAUUGAACAAAGUUCAUAUAUUCAUCCUAAAAAAAAAUCUAACUAGGUAAAUAGAUUUAGUGUCUUCUUAGCAUUACGUCAGGCUUUUCAUAGCAAUUUUAAAGCUAAUAUUGAAAAUAUUUUGCUCGCUGGUUUUAUAUGAAUCCAUUGAAGAAAUAUAGCGAGGGCAGUUGAGUUGUAAUAUGUGACACCCUAUUUAAGCAUUAAAAUGGUUUAUUGCAUUAAAAAUAAGCUCCAUUGGUAAAAAAAAAUAAUAAUAAUUAUGAUAAGCUUUUGGAAAUUAGUUAGCUUAACUGACAUUUUAGGGAAGUUAAAUCCGACAGGACAGCUCCUCUUAAAUGUUUUCUUUACGUUCUUUAUAACUUACUGAGUUCAAGUAAAGCACAAAACUGUAUAGGGCACAUUUUUUAACACAUUUAAAAAGGGGUUAUUAUGACUUAAAGGUGCAUUAAACACAUCUGUGUCUUUAUUGGAAAAUGUCACUUUAAUGAUGGAAAUUGCACCUUAUUGAUUUAUCAGAAUAUAACAACCUAAUUAUGAAGGAAUGUUUGUCUAGACCACAUGAACAAAAUUAAAUGUAAACUCCUCCCCUCUACAAAAGCAAUGUGCAGGUUGUUCUUUGACGUAGUAAAAUGUUUUGGUGGUCACAAUGUGAGAAUUAUUUGGCAUCCUGUCAUCUUUUAUCUUUGCCUGUAACUGUGAGACUGCACACUGAUGUACUUGAUUGUAUUUUAUUGCAACAACACAAACGGUGACAGACUUAACCGGGCGGAGGCUUUUUUUUUUUUAAGGACAGACGGGCUUUGACGAUUUUUGAUGAUGAUUUAUAAAUGGGAAGGAAGGUUUCUAAUGUAAUCUAACUAUUCAUCCGGCGUAAAUUACUGUUAUAAAAUGUUAGCCUUUUUCGUUGGAAAGGGGCCAUUGAAGUGAAAGAAUGUCUUAGAUAUAUUGAUCCAUUUUUGUAUUUAUCCUAUUUCUUUAGCGUUGACAGGUGUGCUUUGAUGAGUGUAAGGGUUUUACCAUUUUAAGGAUGGGCAAAAUAACCGACUAACGUUUUACAGCGUGGUUGCGUUUGUGAUGCUAUGGUAACUGCUACGUUACGCUUUUUAUCAACAUACACAUGGUAUGCUAUCCGACGUCAGCUAAAACCAUUUAGGACAGCAGAAGACAAUUCCAAGCAAAUAGUUAUAUUUUGAUAAAGACGGGAAAAAACACGCUACUCGUAAACGGCGCGUGCAACAACAACAACAACAACAAACGUGGCUGUAGACGUGAAGUUUUAAGUCCUGAAAUGCAACUUUACCCGAGCAAAAACAAUACAUAUUUAUCUUGGAGAGUCUUGAUACCAAUUUCCUAGACCCAGCCAAACACAAAGAAGGUGUAGACCUCCAUGCUUUUACAAGUUUCAUCUGUUUUGUCGUGUAGUUUGACAUGUCUGGGAACGUGACGGACGGCUAAUCCUUGAUAUCACUCGACAAAUCUUUUUUUACAUAAAGUAUACGAUCUAUUUCAUUGAUUUUUUGCUCGUAUCUGCUUUUUGCAGGAAGAUCUAGGACUCUUGCAUACAAAAUAGUUCAGCACAACAGAACCUUAACUUGGUUACCCAUUUUUUUCACUUCCAGGAAGAAGUCACAUGUCGGAAUACAAGCAACACUGAUAUGAUUUAAAUUCAACAAUAUCGUACAUUUGCAAACAGCUGAAAUUAUGUACAAAGCAAACUAUAAUCUGCUGCCCAAGAAUUACAAAAAAUAUUCUCUACCAAGCACACACUUGAUGGGCGAAUGUCGAAAACAAGCAAGUUAUGCCAUGAAUAAUUUCAUAAAGUAAAACACUAAUGUAACAAAGUUAGCAGUGUUUGAAAACUAACAGUUAGUAUUAUUCCUCUACUGCUAAAACUUUCAUCCAAGUGUAAAUAAAGGAACAUUUUCUAAUCUACACUAUCCAUCAAAGUAUUUAAAAUCAUACCAAUGCACAGAAAAUGUUAUUUAUUUUGGAUAUGGACAAUACCACUGAACCAGUGUCAUUUUUUUGUUGUAAUUCUAUCAAAAGAAACUUCAAUUCUGUCUUUUCCCAACAUUAAAUUGAAUAAAACACAUAUUAAACUGUUCAAAAUGUGUAUUGAGCCAGCUCAGGCAACUUGAUUUACAAUAUUCCUAAGCAGGAACAUGAUUCAUGAGUAACAGGACUGAAUGUGCGUUUUUAGCAUAAAAGUAGAAAAUACAUCAAAUAUACUGAACUUAUGACACUAAGCACACAACACUGAUUUAACAAUAAAAUGAAUUACAUAACAGAACUGUGCUUAGAUUUUAACACCUUCCCCCCCCUUUCAGGCCAUUGUUUAAGACGUUUAGAAUGAUGCCAAUUGUGCAGAAUUGAUUAUUGAUUAAUCGCAUCUUGAAACCGUGAAGGCAAAAUGGAUGCACUACUUGCCUGCAACCAGUAGAGGCGCUCUUACUUCGUUUUCAAUUACAAAGAACGUCAACAAAGGGGAGAAUUCAUCUAAGGAAAUUCUGGCUGUGCUUCAAAUGUAAUACUUCUGUCAGUACAAUUAAAUACAAAUAUACUAUGUACACUGUGUACUAUGGGUGCGCAAAUUUAGACAGGUGUUGUCCCAAAUCGAAUAUGUGCGUAUUUGAUGACGAUCAAGAAUUUCACCCAGUUCUCUGUUUACUGCAUUUUGCAGUACACUCAAUGUGUGAAUGUCAGUGCACUCCAAAGACUAGGAAGUAAGACACAGCCUUUGUGUAAGCCCAUCCCUAAUGAAACAUAUUGAGUGCAGAAAAAAACAUGUCAGUUAGGGUUGGAAAAGCGGAACUAAAGCUGUCGGGUUUGGUUGCUCGUUCACAGCAGACUUGAGAGAGAAAACGUUAUUGCUGCGAUAUCUCUGUUGUAUGCAGAAAAACAAUAGGAAGUGUUCAGUAGUCGUACUUUGUCAUUGGCAGAACCUUCUCGUUGUUUAGUGUCGCUUUUUUUGUUGUUUGUUUGAUUUUUGCUUUGGAGAAAAAAAGUGUUUAUUGUGAUUAUUGUUAUUUAGUGAUGUGAUAAUUAAACAUUCAAUAAAAAUUGAUUCAAAUUC
Molecule: messenger RNA, 11540 nt
Organism: Entelurus aequoreus (snake pipefish)
Lineage: Eukaryota; Metazoa; Chordata; Actinopteri; Syngnathiformes; Syngnathidae
Product: microtubule-associated protein 4
Exons: 18
Coding region: 36-4385 (1449 amino acids)
Biological process (GO): neuron projection development; microtubule cytoskeleton organization
Cellular component (GO): neuron projection
Molecular function (GO): microtubule binding
Source: RefSeq, a predicted model, not a curated record